GUCAAUUCGACCAAAAGCUUUGAUCACCGAUCACGAGCAACAGCCGUUUAUGUCUCGUUUGAGCUCGUUUUUGGGGUUUGGAGUCUUGCCAUCGUUGGGAAGCUUCGGCAAAGCCGUCUGCAUGUAAGACUAUACAUAAAGCGUUUGCAAGGUUCUACUUCAAUUGAUGCCGUUAAAUGUCACAAGAUCAACAGGCGUGGCCCAACCGAUUGGAGGGCUUAACUGCUGGCAUGGAUGCCAAUGGGUCUUCGUUUCAAGCCAGCUUCAGCCCCCUAACUUCCGGCCUUAAGCGGCAACCCUCGGGGCCAUCCAACGGUUGGGUCUCCUUCGACGAUGACGGCGGCAGCACAGGUUUUGCCGCCGGUGCACCCGCUAUACCAGCUGCACCACCUGUUGUGGCGCCCACAGCAAACCAGAUGCCCAUCUUCCCAGGCCCCGGUGUCAGCGGUGCGCCCCACCUGGUUCGGCCACCGGGCCCCGCCGCACCCCUGCCAGCAGCGACGCUCGCCAGCCUCACCCCCUUCUCCUCAGCUUCCCCGACGCCUGGGCCCCAGAACUUCUCACCGCUAACGUCCUCCGCCGCCAAGUCAACCUUCCCCACCUUCGCCUCCCUGGCCGGACCCUCCCCUCCUCCUGCUGCCGCCAAGAGCCUGUUCGGCUCAGCCCCACACGUGGAGCCGGACGGCGUUGCCGUACACCGCCUGAUGCGGCCGCCCUCAGCCACCGCUGCACGCCCCGGCACCGCAGCGGCGCCCAGCGCUGCAAGCAGCAGCAGCACAGCCCCCUCCUCUGCUGCUUCCGGUGUCGCUGCGUUGCAGGGCCCCUCCAGCAACCCCUUUGCCGCCAGUGCUAACCCUCAGGGUGCCACCGCCGCGGCUCGCAGCCUGGAUCCCUUCGCGGACCUCGCGCUGAAGCCGCACCUGCCCAGACCGCCCCCCAUGGCGGCUGCUAGGGGGCAGCAGGGGGCGACUGCGGCGGGACCCGGGCCUGUUACGGGCGUGGGAGCAGGCGCCCCGCCUGGCAUUGGGUCCACAACCCUGCCCCCUGCAUGGGCCCCUCCCGUGGACUCGGCGGCGCUGUCCCAGCCGGCCGCUCCGGUGGCGGGCAUGGAAGCGCGCGUGGCUGCUUCGCCAGGCGGCUACCAGGGCGCUUUUGAUGUGGCCCACCUGCAGGGCCUCACGUCGCCUGCCAGGGCUGGUGUCGCAGGGACCGGGGGGACAGCACCGGCCACGUUAUCGCCGGCGCCGCAAACACAGCCGCAACCACCUACGUACACCGCGGCCGUGGAUAUCUCAGCCGCACACUGUCCGUCCCCGCCGCCGUACGCAGAAGCGCUGGCGUUGCCCUCCGAGGCACAGCCUGCGCCAUCCGCUGCGCCCCCCUACUCCGAGGCGCUAAGCAUGCCGCACGCGAGGGGCCCACCGGCCCCCCCGCCGCCGCCCCCUGCCUACGAGCAAGCCGCAGCGAUGCCAUCCGCGCAGGGACGGCUUGCCGACCCAUUCGCCGGCGCAACUCCGGCUCCCGGCGGAACCCCAUCCUGGGCCACCUUCGACGAUCAUCAUGCGAGCCAACAUGCAGGCGUCGGGACCGCAGCGGCCACCGCUGCCGCGCCCCCUGCCUUGCAGCAGCCCCUGGCCACCCCUCAACUGCAACCACAGCUUCAGACCCAGGCUCCGCAGCCGCCGUCACAGCAACCUCCGCAGCCGCCUCUGCCCAGUCAGGUAUGUGUGGAGGUGCGGCUGCCGCCGCUGAAGCCCAAGGAGGCCGCCUGGCCCAAGCGCCUAGCCGCCGGCAUGGGCUGCGCCUUCGCGGCGCCCGGGGGGGAUAGCGUGGCGGCCCUGCAGUGGUGCCUGCACCCGGGA
Astrephomene gubernaculifera is the source of this 1862-nucleotide messenger RNA. The record is from the annotation of a GenBank genome assembly. Lineage: Eukaryota; Viridiplantae; Chlorophyta; Chlorophyceae; Chlamydomonadales; Astrephomenaceae.